AUGUCCAUAAACCCCGAUGCACCCCAGUCCAACGGAGAGCAGGAGCGACAGAUAGCAAUCUGGCAACUAAAGAGAACAAUAGAAAAGCUGGAGUCGUACACAGGAUCUGGAACAUCCGUCAUCUCUCUCCUAAUUCCCCCCGGCGAACAGCUGAGUAGCGUUACUGGGAUGCUAACCAAUGAGUAUGGGACAGCAAGCAAUAUCAAAUCUCGCGUUAAUAAGAACGCUGUGCUCUCGGCGAUCACUUCAGCCAUGAGCCGCCUUAAGUUGUAUAACCGUCUCCCACCGAACGGUCUUGCAGUUUACUGCGGCGAGAUCGAAGAAGACGGCAAGAACACCAAGGUUGUAAUAGACUACACCCCAUAUAAGCCCAUAUCAAACUUCAUCUACCUUUGUGACAGCAAGUUCCACACCGAGCACUUGCGCGAGCUUCUCACCAAUGACGAUACCUUCGGAUUCAUUAUAAUGGACGGUAAGGAGACGCUCAUGGCCACACUGUCAGGUACUGUCAGGACGAUUCUGGAUCGAUUCACCGUAGACCUGCCGAAGAAGCAUGGGCGUGGAGGUCAGUCAUCGGUUCGCUUUGCUAGGCUUCGUGAGGAAGCGAGGCACAAUUACGUCCGCAAGGUCGCAGAAAGAGCGAACAGCCUUUUCAUCAGCUCAGGGCCAACAGGAACUAACAAGCCCAUUGUUUCUGGACUCAUUCUCGGCGGGUCAGCUGAUUUCAAGAAUGUACUCUCAACCUCCGCCAUCUUUGACCAGCGUUUGCAGAGCAUAGUCAUGAAGCAGAUAGACAUCAACUAUGGGGGAGAGCAGGGCUUCAACCAAGCUAUCGAAAUGGCUGGGGACACACUUAAGGACGUCAAGCUUAUUCAGGAGGUCAAGCUCCUUACGGAAUUCACAGAGAACAUUGCAAAGGACACCAAGCGCGUCUGUUUCGGAAUAACUGACACCAUUCGCUGUCUUGAAAUGUCUGCAGUUGAGAAGCUAAUUGUUUGGGACGAUCUCCCUUAUCACCGGGUCACCCUCCAAUGUGUUAUCAAUGGUGAAACCAGUGCCCCCGUGAUAAAGUACCUCUUGAAGUCUCAGAUGAGCAACCCAAAGUACCUAAGAGAGGUCAUCAACGGAGAGGAGGUGCAGCUAGACAUCAUGGGCGAUCAGUUACUCUUAGAGUGGUUUGUUGACAACUACAAGAAUUAUGGCGCAAGCUUGGAGUUUAUAACAAACAGAAGCGCAGAGGGCACCCAGUUCUGCUCUGGAUUUGGUGGAAUUGGCGGACUCUUAAGGUGGCAGGUGGAUCUGGUAGAGGCAGCAAGGUUUAUGCAAGAGAGUGAUGAGGACAGUUUCAUGGACGAUCUCGAGGACUUCAUUUAA
This is a messenger RNA of Giardia duodenalis, 1374 nucleotides long. RefSeq names its product Eukaryotic peptide chain release factor subunit 1. The coding region runs from base 1 to 1374 and encodes 457 amino acids. The transcript has a single exon. Gene Ontology annotation, cellular component: translation release factor complex; cytosol. Lineage: Eukaryota; Fornicata; Diplomonadida; Hexamitidae. Gene Ontology annotation, biological process: cytoplasmic translational termination. Gene Ontology annotation, molecular function: sequence-specific mRNA binding; translation release factor activity, codon specific. The record is from RefSeq and is a predicted model, not a curated record.